Cotesia congregata is the source of this 663-nucleotide messenger RNA. The record is from the annotation of a GenBank genome assembly. NCBI's taxonomy places the organism in Eukaryota, Metazoa, Arthropoda, Insecta, Hymenoptera, Braconidae.
AUGAAUACUUCUGUGAGCUUGAGAAAUCCAAUGUUUCUUUUGGGAGAACCAACCGAAACAAUCAGCGGCAAUAAAUUACCAACUAACAAACAAGUACUACAAUUGUUAUUUUAUCAAAAAAGAGAAGCAAAAAAAAUACUUACAGCAAGUUAUCAAUUUGUUAUUGGAGAAGUUACCAAAUUCUGGUUUAGAGCUGGAAUUAAAAUACAAAUUGUUCCAAGAUGUAAACUUACAAAAAAUCCAAAUCCAACAGUAGAACGCGAGUUUUCUGAGUUUCUUGAAACAUUAUUUGACAUCGCACACGGAAACGUUCAAGAUAUAGCUGAUAGUGAAGCGUUAAAGUUUUUAUUUGACCAAAUAACAGAUAGAAAAUAUCAUUUACGCGUGUGCAAAGAAAUUGGUAACACUCGUCAGUUAUUAGAAAAACAGAUAUUCGAGCAAGAUCAUACCAAUACGACUCAAACGUCAGAUGAAAAUAUAUCCGGAAAUGAUAAUAAUGUUAAUUUGAUAACCGAUGAUGAAUAUCGUUCAAAUUCAGAUGUGGCUUUACCAUCAAGCUCUAAAAGUACUAGUGAGCCGCCUUUGAGUGGUGAGCAAGCUUUAAGUGGUGAGACAACUACAACUACUUCGCACCAAAGCACGCUGUCAAUGUUUGAAGUUUAA